UAUUAUAAAAAAGUAAACCAAAAAGAUUUGUUUUUCUGGAGCACAGAGAGUGUGUGGUGAGAAUAGAGAGGGAUUUUGGCAAUGGCGACUGCCAUUUACGGUCGACUUCGUGCUUCCCCUAAUCGGCAUCUUCUUCAUUCCAAAUCAGGGGAAAAAUACUUGCUUCAUAAACAAAGCUCAAAAUGGAUCACGGUUAUGUCAAUGGCACCCCCAAGGCUGGAAAAAGGUGGCGGGGUGUUGGAUAAACCGGUUAUAGAAAAAACAACACCUGGCCGAGAGUCAGAGUUUGAUUUAAAGAAAUCACGGAAAAUGGCACCACCUUAUCGUGUGAUGUUACACAACGAUAACUAUAACAAGAGGGAAUACGUUGUGCAAGUGUUAAUGAAGGUUAUACCUGGAAUGACUGUUGACAACGCGGUUAAUAUCAUGCAAGAGGCACACAUCAACGGUUUAUCGGUGGUGAUUGUUUGUGGACAGGCGGACGCAGAAGAGCAUUGCACGCAGCUCAGAGGCAAUGGGCUUUUAAGUUCAAUUGAGCCCGAUAGUGGAGGUUGUUAGCUCGAGUACAUGCGUUCUGAGAAAACUAUGAUGGUUGUCAUUUGUAAGUACUAGGAUUAUGGUAAUGUUUCAAUAAUCAAAAGUACAAUAUAUAAUGAAUGAUGACAUAUGUGAUUACCAGAUGUUAUGCCAGUACUGGUCAGCCUCGGAAAGAUGUAUAGUAUACUUUGUUGUGUUCAUGGCGUGUUUUCAGUCUACUAGUAAAUAUAUGCCAUGUUCCAACACUUGGUUUCUUUGAAUUUUAUAUGUAUCUUUUGUUGCAA
Helianthus annuus (common sunflower) is the source of this 821-nucleotide messenger RNA. RefSeq names its product ATP-dependent Clp protease adapter protein CLPS1, chloroplastic. The transcript has 3 exons. NCBI's taxonomy places the organism in Eukaryota, Viridiplantae, Streptophyta, Magnoliopsida, Asterales, Asteraceae. Gene Ontology annotation, biological process: proteolysis; protein catabolic process. The record is from RefSeq and is a predicted model, not a curated record. Bases 82 to 558 code for a protein of 158 amino acids.